Molecule: messenger RNA, 1591 nt
Organism: Pararge aegeria (speckled wood butterfly)
Lineage: Eukaryota; Metazoa; Arthropoda; Insecta; Lepidoptera; Nymphalidae
Product: spermine oxidase-like
Exons: 9
Coding region: 136-1524 (462 amino acids)
Molecular function (GO): polyamine oxidase activity
Source: RefSeq, a predicted model, not a curated record
AAUUUACUUUCUUUUAUAUUUCUCUAAGUAUUUAUGAGUUAAAAAUCCUUAAUUUUCAACGUAACCAACUGUGAAAAAGUGUCGAUAAACAAAACAUCGAGAGGAAGUGCAAUUUUUAUUCAAGUUAGGUCCAGCAUGCCUCAGCCAUGGGACACAAUAGUGGUAGGACUGGGCUCAGCUGGUACCACGGCUGCGUCUAUUCUCGCCAGCGCCGGACGGAGGGUGCUGGCGUUGGAAGCGCAGGACAGAAUCGGUGGAAGGGUGCUGACUGUGCCUUUUGGUGAUGGGGUUGUUGAGGUUGGCGCUGAAUGGAUCCACGGCACAAAACGCAGCAGGGUUUUUGACUCUGCGAUAAACAACAAUGUAUCAGUAGUUCCCCAAGACCUCGCCUUCAGUGUCUUCAAUUCCGACGGCAGUUCUGCUGACAACGCACUCAUAAAUGAGCUUCUAGACUUCUGUAUGGGGGCCGUGGAACGCCCCGAGAGACCUGAGCCUUUAGGCCAGUUUAUAACGAGGAAACUUAUGGACUACCUAAAAGAGAAGCAUCCAGACGUGCUCAAAAACAAAGAUUUCCUCGAUGAAUUCCUGGAAUUGAUGAAUUUAUUCAUCAACAACUAUGAAGCCUCAAAUGACUGGAAUGACGUGAGCGCGCAGACGAAUUACGCUGAGUUGGGUGGACACCAACAUAUGAGUUGGCACAGACACGGUUAUAAGACCUUUUUUGACAUUCUAUUGAACACGUACAAAAACGGCCCAGGCUGGCCAACUCUAGAAAUCAAACUAAAUAAAGAGGUGACACAAAUAAAAUGGCCGAAAGACUCGACGGGUAAAGUGCAGGUAGUCUGCAAAGAUGGCGACGUGUUCACAGCUGACAAUGCGAUAGUUACAGUGUCUCUCGGAGUACUAAAGGAAAGGCACACAAAUCUAUUCGUCCCAUCGCUACCAAAAGACAAAAUAGAGUCCAUAGACAAGGUACCAAUGGGGGUGAUGGACAAAAUAAUAUUGAGUUUCGACACGCUUUCGCUACCGGACGGGACUUUUUUCGGGUUUCUGUGGAGGGGGGCGGAUAAAAGGAGGGUUAGGAAGGAGGAUUACUGGACGACAAGGAUAUUUGGAUGUAGCAGACCCAUGGGCUCGGGAACUGCGCUCACUUUUUGGACUUCUGGCGACGUCGGGAAAUUGGUAGAAACUUUACCGGAGGACGUAGUCAAAAGGAAAGUGGUGGAACUUCUGAGAAUGUUCAUGGGAAAAAAUAUGACCGUUACAGAACCGACUGGUAUUAUAAGAUCUAAUUGGUACACCAACCCGUUCACUCGAGGCAGCUAUACAUAUGAUAACCUUGAAGUUAAGAAGUACCCGAACGCCCGCGCGUCGCUAGCGGAGCCCCUGCGAGACUCCGCCGGGAGACCUAAGGUAUUGUUCGCUGGCGAGGCAACAGACCCCACCCAUUUCUCAACAGUACACGGUGCCAGCGAUUCAGGUUACAGGGAAGCUAUGAGAUUAUUGCCUAACAGUAAAAUAUAGCGUAUCCUAUAUUUUAUACAGGGUUGUGUAAACAUACCAGAAACCUCUCGGCCUUGUAAUUUCUAUC